This is a messenger RNA of Equus caballus (horse), 3343 nucleotides long. RefSeq names its product peroxisomal biogenesis factor 6 (gene PEX6). NCBI's taxonomy places the organism in Eukaryota, Metazoa, Chordata, Mammalia, Perissodactyla, Equidae. Gene Ontology annotation, molecular function: ATP hydrolysis activity; ATP binding. Gene Ontology annotation, biological process: protein import into peroxisome matrix. Gene Ontology annotation, cellular component: peroxisomal membrane; cytosol. The record is from RefSeq and is a predicted model, not a curated record.
GCGCCGCCUCGGCGCCUGCCUCUCCAGCCCCGGAAACCGCGCUCCCUCGCCUUCUGGUUGGUGUCCUGUCACCAUGGCGCUGGCAGUUUUGCGGGUCCUGGAGCCCUUCCCGACCGAGACCCCCCCGUUGGCGGUGCUGCUGCCGCCCGGGGGCCCGUGGCCUGCAGCGGGGCUGGGCUUGGUGCUGGCCCUGCGGCCUGCAGGGGAGAGCCCGGCCGGGCCGGCGCUGCUCGUGGCGGCCCUGGAGGGGCCGGGCGCGGAGACCGAAGAGCAGGGGCCCGGGCCCCCACAGCUGCUGGUCAGCCGCGCGCUGCUGCGGCUCCUGGCCCUGGGCUCCGGGGCGUGGGUGCGGGCGCGGCCCGUGCGGCGGCCCCCGGCGCUGGCCUGGGCGCUGCUUGGCACCUCGCCGGGGCCCGGGCUCGGACCGCGAGUCGGGCCGCUGCUGGUGAGGCGCGGAGAGGUCCUGCCAGUGCCCGGACCGCGGGUGCUGGAGACGCGGCCGGCGUUGCAGGGGCUGCUGGGCCCAGCGACGCGGCUUGCUGUGACUGAGCUCCGUGAGCGGGCCAAACUGGGUCCGGAGCCUGGGGACAGCAGCCGGCCCCCACCCCCGCCCGUGGUGUCCUCCUUCGCGGUUUCCAGCACAGUCCGGCGACUCCGGGGAGUCCUGGGAGGGACUGGAGAUUCACUGGGGGUGAGCCGGAGCUGUCUCCGUAGCCUCGGCCUCUUCCAGGGCGAAUGGGUGUGGGUGACCCGGGCCGGAGAGUCAUCGAACGCUUCCCAGCCACACUUGGCCACGGUGCAGGUCCUAGAGCCUCGCUGGGACCUCUCUGAAAGGCUGGGACCCGGCUCUGGGCAGCAGCUGGGAGAGCCCCUAGCCGACGGACUGGCCCUCGUGCCUGCCACUUUGGCUUUUAAUCUCGGCUGUGAUCCCCUGGAAGUGGGAGAGCUCAGAAUUCAGAGGUACUUGGAAGGUUCCAGCGCCCCUGAAGACAAAGGAAGCUGCUCAGUGCUGCCUGGGCCUCCAUUUGCCAAAGAGUUACACGUCGAAAUUGUGUCCUCUCCCCACUACAGCAGUAAUGGAAAUUAUGACCACGUUCUUUACCGACACUUUCAGACACCCAGGGCAGUCCAGGAAGGGGAUGUUCUGUGUGUGCCAACAGUUGGGCAAGUGGAGAUCCUGGAAGGAAGCCCAGAGAAACUGCCCAGGUGGCGGGAGAUGUUUUUUAAAGUGAAGAAAACAGUUGGGGACGCUCCGGAUGGGCCAACCAGUGCCUACUUGGCCAACACCACUCAUACCUCCUUGUACUUGGUGGGUUCUACCCUGAGCCGUGUUCCAAGGCUCCCUUCAGAAGAAUCCACUCCCUGGAGCAGCUUGUCUCCUCCAGGCCUGGAGGCCUUGGUGACUGAACUCUGUGUUGCCCUGAAGCCUCGCCUCCAGCCAGGGUGUGCCCUGCUGACAGGAACUAGCAGUGUCCUUCUACGGGGCCCCCCUGGCAGUGGGAAGACCACAGCAGUUGCUGCAGCCUGCGGCCGCCUCGGACUCCACUUACUGAAGGUGCCCUGCUCCAGCCUCUGUGCAGAUAGCAGUGGGGCUGUGGAGAUGAAACUGCAGGCCACCUUCUCCCGGGCCCGGUGCUGCCGGCCAGUGGUUCUGUUGCUGACAGCCGUGGACCUUCUGGGCCGGGACCGUGAUGGGCUAGGUGAGGACGCCCGUGUGGUGGCCACGCUGCGUCACCUCCUCCUCGAUGAGGAUCCCCUUACCAGCUGCCCUCCUCUCAUGGUUGUGGCCACCACGAGCCGGGCUCAGGAUCUGCCUGCUGAUGUGCAGACAGCGUUUCUUCAUGAGCUGGAGGUGCCUGUGCUGUCAGAGGGGCAGCGGCUCAGCAUCCUGCGGGCCCUCACUGCCCACCUCCCCCUGGGCCAAGAGGUGAACCUGGCACAGCUGGCACGGCGGUGUGCUGGCUUUGUGGUGGGGGAUCUCUAUGCCCUUUUGACCCACAGCAGCCGGGCAGCCUGCACCAGGAUCAAGAACUUGGGUUUAGCAGGGGGCUGGAGUGAGGAGGAUGAAGGGGAGCUGUGUGCUGCUGGUUUUCCUCUCCUGGCUGAGGACUUCGGGCAGGCGCUGGAGCAGCUGCAGGCAGCUCACUCCCAGGCCAUCGGAGCCCCCAAGAUCCCCUCAGUGUCUUGGCACGAUGUGGGUGGGCUGCAAGAGGUGAAGAAGGAGAUUCUGGAGACCAUUCAGCUCCCUCUAGAGCACCCUGAGCUGCUGAGCCUGGGCCUGAGGCGCUCGGGCCUUCUGCUCUACGGGCCUCCUGGCACUGGGAAGACCCUUCUGGCCAAGGCAGUAGCCACUGAGUGCAGCCUUACCUUCCUCAGCGUGAAGGGGCCCGAGCUCAUCAACAUGUAUGUGGGCCAAAGUGAGGAGAAUGUGCGGGAAGUGUUUGCCAGGGCCAGGGCUGCGGCUCCAUGCAUUAUCUUCUUUGAUGAACUGGACUCCUUGGCGCCAAGCCGGGGGCGAAGUGGAGACUCUGGAGGUGUGAUGGACAGGGUGGUGUCUCAGCUCCUGGCCGAGCUAGAUGGGCUUCACAGCACUCAGGAUGUAUUUGUUAUCGGAGCCACCAACAGACCAGACCUCCUGGACCCUGCCCUUCUACGGCCUGGCAGGUUUGACAAGCUGGUGUUUGUGGGGGUGAGUGAGGACCGGGCCUCCCAGCUCCGUGUUCUGAGUGCCAUCACACGCAAAUUCAAGCUAGAGCCCUCUGUGAGCCUGGUGAAUGUGCUGGAUCGCUGUCCUCCCCAGCUGACAGGUGCAGACCUCUACUCCCUCUGCUCUGAUGCCAUGACAGCCGCCCUCAAACGCAGGGUUCGGGACCUGGAGGAAGGACUGGAGCCCGGGAGCUCCACCCUGCUGCUUACCAUGGAGGACCUGCUGCAGGCCGCUGCCCGGCUGCAGCCCUCAGUCAGCGAGCAGGAACUGCUCCGGUACAAGCGCAUCCAGCGCAAGUUUGCUGCCUGCUAGGAGCCGUCUGCAGUCUGGGGCCCCGCCCACAAUGGCUAAAGGUACCUAGGGAUCCCCACAGAGACCUGAAAGAGCAAAGAGCUCUUUCUCAGGCUGCUGCUGGCCCACCUGAAGGCUGCCUCCCUCCAGGAGAUCCCCUGGGUGCUGAAGGGCAUCAGGAGCCCUGCAGGAGCUCACAGGCACUCGCUGCGCCCCUGUGUGUCCUUCCAGGCCAGGCCUGAGACCAGGACCCCUCUGCUUGGGAGAGCGGUGGGGCUUGGAGUGUGGGGAUUGGGCCCAGGGAGGCGGUUCUGUGACUGAAAAUAAAGUGUAUGCUGCCCCCUG